This is a messenger RNA of Mus caroli (Ryukyu mouse), 402 nucleotides long. RefSeq names its product interferon omega-1-like. Gene Ontology annotation, molecular function: cytokine receptor binding. Lineage: Eukaryota; Metazoa; Chordata; Mammalia; Rodentia; Muridae. Gene Ontology annotation, biological process: defense response. The record is from RefSeq and is a predicted model, not a curated record. Gene Ontology annotation, cellular component: extracellular region.
CACCAGUGCCUGCGGGACAGGACCGAUUUCCCAUGUCCCUGGAAGAAAGGAACUAACAUCACACAGAUGACUCUGGGAGAAACCACCAGUUGCUACUCCCAGACCCUCAGGCAGGUCCUCCACCUCUUUGACACANAGGCCAGCAGAGCUGCCUGGCCAAAGAGGGCGCUGGACCAGCUACUAUCUAGCCUGUGGCGUGAGCUGCAAGUGCUGAAGAGGCCAAGAGAGCAGGGCCAGGCCUGUCCACUGCCUUUUGCCCUGGCCAUCCGCACCUACUUCCUAGGCUUCUUCCGCUAUCUGAAGGCAAAGGCACACAGCCCUUGCUCCUGGGAGAUCGUCAGAGUCCAAUUGCAAGGGGACCUUCCGGCGUUCCCACUGUCUGUGAGAAGAGGCCCAAGAUGA